AUGGCUGCAUCACCAGAAUACAUAGUAUUCCAAUGGGCCUCAAUAGUGUUCCUGGUUGCACUCUCUGGUCUGUUUGCAGGACUGACACUUGGUAUCAUGUCACUAGAUAUCACUGGUUUAGAAAUUGUUAUAGCAAGUGGAUCACCUAAAGAGAGUAAAUAUGCAAAGAGAAUAUACCCUGUUAGACAGAGAGGCAAUCUAUUGUUGUGUACAUUGUUGUUGGGCAAUGUAUCGGUCAACUCUUUGUUGGCCAUUCUAAUGGCAGACAUCACAGACUCGGGUCUAAUGGGCUUCAUGAUGUCCACUGUGAUCAUCUUGUUGGUGGGCGAGAUCAUACCGCAGGCGACAUGCGCCCGUCAUGCAUUGGCCAUUGGCGCACACACUAUCUGGAUCGUGUACAUCUUCAUCUGCAUCUUCUUCCCCUUUUCCUACCCGAUCAGCAAGGCGCUCGACCUGAUACUGGGCAGCGAGAUGGGUACCAUCUACAGCAGGCAGCAACUCAAGAAGCUGCUGGACAUACACAGCGCGCACUCACUAGAGAGUGGCGUCUCGCGAAGUGACGCCACACUGCUCUCGGGUGUGCUGGACUUUGCUUCAAAAACCGUCUCAGACAUCAUGACAUCGAUUGACAAUGUCACAAUGCUCGACAUUGAGACCAAGCUCGACAUACAGGUGCUCACGUCAAUCUUGGAGAAUGGACACAGCAGGAUGCCUGUGUACGAGGGCGAUCGCACCAAUAUUGUCGGAUGUCUACACAUUAGAGACCUGGUCAUACUCAAUCCCGAGGAGAACGUACCACUGCGCACGGUACUCGGCAUGUUCCACAGACAGUUGUUAAAGACAUGGCAUGAUACACCGCUGGAACAGAUGCUCAACGAGUUCAAGACGGGCAAGUCACACAUGGCCAUUGUUCACAAGGUCAACAACACUGGUGAUGGUGAUCCCUACUACGAGAACAUUGGUAUCGUAUGUCUUGAAGACGUACUCGAGGAGAUACUACAAGAUGAUAUUUUUGAUGAAGCUGAUGACUACAGGACGAUUGGAAGCUUCCAAAGCCAACGAAGGUCUACGGCGACGACUGGCAGACUGACAUCACAACAGGUCAAGGCGAUAUACUCAUUCCUCAAUGGAUGCAUGCCAGAGUUCUCAUCCAAGCUGAUAUCAGAGAAUGCUUUCUCCAAUAUGUUGGCGGGCAAGGGUACGGACGUGGUGGACUAUGAACGGCCAAAGAAGGGCGACACAUUUGUCUACAGACGAGGUGUUCACGAUGAGUUCUUCACAAUUGUAUUGCAAGGCAAGUUGGAGAUUCGUUCAGGAAAUGAAGGAUUCCAAAGUGAAUGUGGUCCAUUCUCCACGCUGGGCCUCAACGCACUCAACACCGAUCAAUUCAUUCCAGACUUUGCUGCCAGAGUCCAAUCAGAGACUUGUCAACUAUUGCGAAUAAGCAAGACUGCAUAUGAUAUUGCGAUAAAGGCAACGACAGACGAAUAUAAUGCACAUGUAUUUAGAAAGAAUAUGAUUGGAAAUGAAGAUGAUGACUUGGAGUCAUCAUCAAUCAAUCUUAAUAAUAGUAAUGGAAGGAUCAAUAACAAACGACAUCAACAACAUAUGUUGCGAACAAGUAACAACAAGACAAACAACAACUCAAUGUCAAAGUCAAUGUCAAUGUCCAGCAGCGGCUCAAACAACAGAUUCCUUACAGGCUCGGGCAAGAACAUCAAGACAUCCAACAACAACAUCAAUGGGGUGCAUAUCCCGCCACCCAUAGUGUCGCCAUCCGAACAGCAACAUCUAUCCAAUGGCGUCACAUCAUCGGCCACGGUCAUAGACUCAUCAUCCGACGAUGACGACAAUGACAAUCGACCAUUCCUCAGAUAUUAA
Molecule: messenger RNA, 1881 nt
Organism: Acytostelium subglobosum LB1
Lineage: Eukaryota; Evosea; Eumycetozoa; Acytosteliales; Acytosteliaceae
Exons: 4
Coding region: 1-1881 (626 amino acids)
Biological process (GO): magnesium ion homeostasis; transport
Cellular component (GO): plasma membrane
Molecular function (GO): transmembrane transporter activity
Source: RefSeq, a predicted model, not a curated record